This is a messenger RNA of Brassica napus (rape), 2243 nucleotides long. Its product is annotated as putative pumilio homolog 7, chloroplastic. The record is from RefSeq and is a predicted model, not a curated record. Gene Ontology annotation, cellular component: cytoplasm. Gene Ontology annotation, biological process: post-transcriptional regulation of gene expression. The transcript has 5 exons. Lineage: Eukaryota; Viridiplantae; Streptophyta; Magnoliopsida; Brassicales; Brassicaceae. Bases 383 to 2023 code for a protein of 546 amino acids. Gene Ontology annotation, molecular function: mRNA binding.
AUGUUGCCUUAAUUAAAUAAAGUUUAGAAAAUGUAAGUAAGUUUGACCAAUUCAAAACCUUAAAAGAUCAUUUAUAAAGAUUUUAUUCUAAAUCAGUUACUGUUGAUUUAGUCUCAACUGAUUUAGUCUUUACAUCAAAUCUGUAAGUAGAGAACGAUUAUAACGCUAAAACAGAUAAUUAAGGAGAUAUAUACGUUUAUUAUUUAUUUCUUUGAAAAUAAUAAUAAUGUUUUCACUCUCCCUACCUCCUCCUCCUUUAACUACUGUGUGGUUUUGAGCCUUUCACUUUCAUUUUAACAUGUUUUUACAGUAAAAGAGAGACCAAACUAAACUAGCCUACUGUUGUGAUCAUCAUCUUCCUCCUACCUCUCUUUUAUGCAAGAUGGGUGAGUUUCGAAAAGCUUAUGUCUCCUCGUCUCCUCUACGCACACCGUCGCAAUCACCUAACUUCAGUCUUCUACGUCAAAACUACUUUCAUGGAGAUUUCUCUUUAAACUCGUCGUCGGAUUAUUCUCUGUCGAGUUCCUUCUCUAACGGGUUCUCUUCUUCCGAUGACAGUUCUUCUUCUCCCUUCGCUUCACCUCCGUUCAACGGGAUCAUCCCUAUCCACAACCACGCCACUUAUCAUCAUCAUGAGCCACUGCUUCAUAAAGAUCAUGAGAAGAGUGUUCAUGGUGAUGAUACGGGUCUAUGCGACGAUCUCUACAGCAUGAAAAUCACCGAGGAGACAGAAACUCACGGAGGCUUUUCAUGGUUGAACAACAAUCAAGAUUCCGACCAAAACAUAAACUACAACAAGAGAAACAUGUUUGGGAACCAAACUCAUGAUUCCAUAACCAACACUCGCCAGUUCGGUUGGCCUAGCUACUCAAACAGCAACGUUGGUAAUAACAGUCCUUACAUCAAUGGAGGAGGAGUUAGAGAACAUUCAGCUUACUACAGAACAAUGUCAACAUCAGACAUGUCGCCAUUGUUCUGCCAAGGCUCUGAACCAUUUAGCUUGGAUCAUCAGAGAACCAAAUCAUUCAUCUCUGACCAUGGAAACACUAGUCUUCCUAACGUGUGUGACGUUCAGGGAUAUGUGUACUUGAUGGCUAAAGACCAACACGGAUGUAGAUUCUUGCAGAGGAUAUUCGAUGAAGGAACACCUGUUGACGCCUUGGUUAUAUUCAAUGAGGUUAUUCCUCAUGUCGUUGAGCUUAUGAUGGAUCCUUUUGGGAAUUACUUGAUGCAGAAGCUUUUAGAUGUUUGUAAUGAAGAACAAAGGACGCAGAUUGUGCUUGUUGCUACUGCUGAGCCUGGUCAACUUAUCAGGAUAUCUCUCAACGCAUACGGUACUCGAGUUGUUCAGAGAUUAGUGGAAACGAUUAAGACAGGAAAACAAGUUUCUCUUGUGAAAUCGGCGCUGAGACCUGGCUUUCUUGAUUUGAUCAAGGAUUUAAAUGGCAACCAUGUGAUUCAACGUUGCUUGCAAUGCCUAAGCACUGAAGAUAACAAGUUUAUCUUUGACGCAGCGACAAAGUUCUGCACUGAAAUCGCAACACAUCGACAUGGAUGUUGUGUACUCCAAAAAUGCAUUGCUUAUUCAAUGAGACAACAACGAGAGAAGCUGAUUGGUGAAAUCUCUAGAAACAGUCUCCUACUUGCUCAAGACCCCUUUGGGAAUUACGCAGUACAAUUCGUUAUAGAGCUGAGGAUACCUUCCGCGGUAGCGAUGAUGUUGAGUCAGUUAAAAGGGCAUUACGUACAACUUUCCAUGCAGAAGUUUAGUAGCCACAUGGUGGAAAGAUGUCUCAUGCAUUGUCCCGAGAGUCGUCCACAGAUAGUGCGUGAGCUUGUCUCAGUUCCUCACUUUGAUCACCUUCUUCAAGACCCUUACGCUAAUUUCGUCAUCCAAGCCGCUCUUGCUGCCACUAAGGGUCCACUUCAUGCUUCACUGGUGGAAGUCAUAAGACCACAUGCGAUUCUGCGUAAUAAUCCUUAUUGCAAAAGGAUUUUCUCGAGGAAUCUAUUGAAGAAGUGAAAGGAUGUGUUGAGACUGUAAGUCUGUAAUUUCAAGACUCUGUUGUUGUUUUCUGGUCCCAAGGCUUCGUUUUUAUGAAUAAUCUCUCGUGAAUGUGUCCAGACGCGAAGAGCUCUAUGUUUUGUUUUUGUGUUCUUGUUUCUUGUUCUGUAUUUUUUGCUUUGUUGUUUCUUUUGUUUUGUUGUUGUUUUUGUCUAUGUUAAUUUCAUGUUGUAACAAA